AUGGAAGAUGUUAAAAUGAAUGAAGUUAAAGUAGUUGAACAACCAAAAGAAGAGUCAACAUUAGAAACAACCACUGCAACUAAUAAAACAUCAGUAGAUGAAACACAACAAAAAGAAAAAGAAAAUAAUGAAACUAAAGAACAAUCAAAUAUUGUAACAGUUAUUGAAAAUUCAGCAACAAUUUUAUAUAAUAAUCAAAAUGAAGUAUUUUAUAAUCCAGUUCAAGAAUUUAAUAGAGAUAUGUCAAUUUUAAUGAUUAAAUUAUUCAUUGAAGAGAGAAAGAAAGAAUGUUUAGAACGUGGUAAACCAUUUAAAAAGAUUAGGGUUUUAGAGGCAUUGGCAGCUACUGGAUUAAGAUCAAUUCGUUAUGCUAAAGAGAUUGGAGAUGAUUUGGAUUAUAUUUUAGCCAAUGAUAUUUUACAAACUGCUGUGGAUUCAAUCGUAAAGAAUAGAGAAUACAAUGGUGUACCAGAGGAACGUAUUAAACCAAAUCUAGGUGAUGCCACAAUGGUAAUGAUGGAGAAUAGAACACAUAGUAAACAAUACGACGUCGUCGAUGUCGAUCCAUACGGCGCACCAACCCAAUUUUUGGAUAGUGCAGUCCAAGCGGUUGCAGAUGGUGGUUUGCUAUGUGUCACCGCCACUGAUACCGCUGUAUUAUGUGGUAGUUAUCCAGAGGCUUGUUUUCAUAAAUAUCAAAGUGUGCCAGUUCAUCGUGCUGGUUUUUGCCAUGAGAUGGGCUUGCGUAUUCUUCUACACUCAAUUGAACAACAUGCCAAUCGUUACAAAAGACACAUUGUACCAAUACUCUCCCUAAGUGUAGAUUUCUAUGUACGUGUGUUUGUUCGUGUCUAUUCUUCACCAUUGGAGGCCAAGAAAGCCCUCUCAAAGAUGGCCAAUAUUUUCAGUUGUAUUGGUUGUGGUAGUUUUCAUAUUCAACCAACUGGUGUGGUAAAAGAGGAGGGCAAUUCCAUCAAAUACAAAGUACCACUAUUGAAUAAAGAGGUGGGCUCUCAUUGCCAACAUUGCACCAAACAAUACCAAUUCGCCGGUCCAUUUUGGGCUAAAAGAAUCCACAAUGUUGACUUUUGUAAACAAGCUAUAUCCUUCCUCGAGAAGAAUCCAACAACUUUCAAUACCUCUCGUCGUAUGUAUGGUGUUUUAACAUCGGUUAUCGAUGAAUUACCAGAUCAAAUGUUUUAUUUCAAAUCUGAUCAUUUCACUCAUACACUUCAUUUAUCAACUCCACCAACUGCAAUGAUCAAAAGUGCAAUCUUAAAUGGUGGUUACAAAGUUAGUUCCUCUCAUGUUUUACCAUCAAUUAAAACCGAUGCACCAUUUCAAUUCCUUUGGGAUAUCUUUAGAACCUAUGCAAAGGAUCAUCCUCCAAAAAAUCUUGGUCCAGAUUCACCUGCCAAUCAUAUUCUAUCUCAAGAACCAAAAAAUAAAAUUGAUUUCACUAAAAAUCCAUUAGCAAAAGGUGAACAUCCUGAUGUUCCAAAAUAUUUCCCAAAUCCAAAAGAAAAUUGGGGCCCUGGUUCAAGAGCAACUGGUGGUAAAUCAACAAAAAAACGCUCCUCUGAUGAAGCAAAUGUUGGUGAAAAUAAAAAAAAUAGAAAUCAAAAUAAAAAAAAGAAAAAUCCAACUACAACAAAUUGUAUAUAUUUCAUUCAUAAUAAAUGUUUCAAAGGUGAUAAAUGUGAAUAUAUUCAUUCUAAACCAACUGAUUCAGAUCAAACUACUACUACUACUACUACUACUACUACUGAUUCAAUUGAACCAACAACAACAACCACCACAACUGCUGAUAAAUAA
Molecule: messenger RNA, 1815 nt
Organism: Dictyostelium discoideum AX4
Lineage: Eukaryota; Evosea; Eumycetozoa; Dictyosteliales; Dictyosteliaceae
Exons: 1
Coding region: 1-1815 (604 amino acids)
Biological process (GO): tRNA processing; tRNA modification
Molecular function (GO): tRNA (guanine(26)-N2)-dimethyltransferase activity; tRNA binding; RNA binding
Source: RefSeq, a predicted model, not a curated record